Messenger RNA from Acanthaster planci (crown-of-thorns starfish), 2142 nucleotides. Its product is annotated as transmembrane protein 18-like. NCBI's taxonomy places the organism in Eukaryota, Metazoa, Echinodermata, Asteroidea, Valvatida, Acanthasteridae. The record is from RefSeq and is a predicted model, not a curated record.
AAUUUGUUUUUUGAAUGAAAAACAUUGAAUUCAUUUGCCGCUCUUGAGUUCUUAAAGCGAAACCAAUCUUCUCUCUCUACAUUAUUUGCUUAACGGAUUUUCGCAGACAACGACGUGAUGGUGGACGUAUCUGAGAGGGCGUUGCCGCAGUGACUACGUCCACACCAUCGCUUUUGUCGUCUGCAAAAAGCCUGACAACGUGUUUGGUAAUGGCCCCAGAACAAGCUAUAGGAGUGAAUGACAUCGAUGGAAUGCUUGCGUAUUUGGAGCACAUUGAAUGGACUGAGUCGUGGCUGAUAACAUUGCUGUUAUUUCAUGCCACCUGUGCUGUAUUCACUGUCCUCACCAGAAAAUAUUUCAACGUGCAACUAGUUUACUUUUUCUUACUUCUUAUUCUUAUCUACUUCUCAGAAACCAUCAACGAGCAUGCAGCCUUGAAUUACAAAAAGUUUUCCAAACAUCAGUAUUUUGAUUCCAAUGGUCUGUUCAUUGCUGUUGUCUUCAGUCUUCCUCUUCUCUGCAACUGCUUACUGAUUGUGAUGAUUUGGGUGUACCAGACGGCCCAUCUUCUGGUCAAAGUGAAGCGAGCCGAGGUGAGGCAGCGAGCCCAAGAGGAAGAGAGGAAAGAGAAAUAAGAGCAGUCAAGCAAAGGUCAAUCGUGGAAGUAUUUUAUUCGGGAAAGAUUUAGUCGGCAUUGUUCGGGUCAAGCUAAACCCUGCGAUCCCUUUACAUGGCAUGAACUUCCAAGUGCAGGCAUGCGCGCCACUUUGGUUGAGAGAACCUGGUGAGCGAAUGAGUGCAUGUCAGAUUGGCUGUCAUAGAAUUAUGGAAGACAUUUGGCACGCACAUCGGGUUGUUGAGAGUGUUAUCCGACAGCGAAGAAAAUGUGGGUGACUGGGUUUCUCCACUGGAACUGUGUAGGACCACUCUGGUCUUAUCAUGAAAUUGAAGGCGAAGAGACUUCAUGUACAGGUUUGCACAUUUUGAAUCAAUUAGGAUCUCUUGUGAUAACAUAGUUAUAGCGACCAGACAAAUUACUUUGUUAUAACCGGGACUUUGCCAUAAAAGGAGUCUGAAAACAGAGUAGACGUAACAAGAACUGAAGAGAUUUCGCUGUUCAAGUUGCAGAAUUUGGGGGGGGGAACUUCCUAUUACAUCUUCAGAUGUCCUUUUUCUUGUACAGUUACAUGUAUCAUACGUCAGCUUGAUGUAUGGCAAAAUAAAAUGUUAACCUUUAAAGGCAUAUACAGUUAAGAUCUGAUUUCAUUGUGUUUGUUUUUGGCAUUCCAUCAAUAUCCUACUUAUUGACUUAAGCCAUUCAAAGAAUUUUGUUAUUUAUAUCUAUAUUUUCAGCUCUCUUCAGAUAUUUAAAUGUUUAAAUUUUGCUUAUUUUAAAACUCUGUUUCUUUGUUUCAUCUUUAUUUUGACGUGAAUAUACACAUUCUUGGCAUGAUGCCUGUAUAGGCAAUUUACACAUAUUCACAUGAAGGUAAGGUAUACCAAUAUAGGCAUACAGUGCUUUGUGCUGUCUGGUGGACCCCUCAUAUUAGACUUUUAAAAGCAAGGAGAACCUUUACAAGCAUCUAUUUGCAAGAUUAAACAUUAAAAAAGUACACACACAGAUGUUCAGAUGAUACUAUAAAAUCAGUUUAUUGCGCAAACUCCAGUUAAUGCUUUCAACAGUAAUAAAGUCUUGUUUCCAAGGAAGUAUUCUGCAUUUUCUUUUAUGAUUCAUGUCACAUUUUUGGUUGACCACCAUUUGUAACUGCUCUGAGCAUGAUGACUGUAUUGUAAUACAGGCAAGUGUAGCCAAGUGUCCUGUCAGUCGAAGGCCUCGUCUGUAUCUUGUGUCUAGAGGUAGAUCUCGGUCUUUGCUGGGUGAAAAUAUAUGGGCACAUGUAUACAAUGAAAGUAGCUCCAGUUUUGGAAUAGCGUGUUUGAUUACUUCCCUUGGGCCUACUCAUGCAAGCGUAACUGCAUUUAAUUUGACACUCAAGUGACUUAUUGCUCCGCUUACUUGGCCUGGCUCAAGUAACCGAGUUGCCGUGGUGACUACUUGGGACAGUACCCCACAUUACGGUGCCAAAAAAAAAAAAAUGGCAGUUAGAUCAAAUGAUGUGAAGAAAAGCUGCAGAUGGUUCA